Molecule: messenger RNA, 1498 nt
Organism: Scophthalmus maximus (turbot)
Lineage: Eukaryota; Metazoa; Chordata; Actinopteri; Pleuronectiformes; Scophthalmidae
Gene: dnajc8
Product: DnaJ (Hsp40) homolog, subfamily C, member 8
Exons: 9
Coding region: 55-813 (252 amino acids)
Cellular component (GO): nucleus
Source: RefSeq, a predicted model, not a curated record
CGCUGCUUGGUCACGUGACGCCACUACGUCACAUGUAAACCGAGGGGGGGGAAGAUGGCGGCCGCCGGAGGAGGAGGAGAGUCUUCUCAAAUUGUGUCGGACGAAUUAUUUCAAAACUUCUACACGGAGGUGAAGCAGAUUGAGAAGAGAGACUCCGUGUUGACCAACAAGCAGCAGAUAGAAAGGCUGCUCCGACCUGGCGCUUCCUACUUCAACCUUAAUCCCUUCGAGGUGCUGCAAAUUGACCCCGAUGCCACAGAUGAUGCACUGAAGAAAAGAUUUCGGGCGUUGUCCAUUUUGGUCCAUCCGGACAAAAAUCAGGAUGACCAGGAACGAUCACAGAAAGCCUUCGAAGCUGUGGACAAGGCGUACAAACUCCUCCUGGACCCCGAACAGAAGAAAAGAGCCUUGGACGUGAUCCAGGCAGGACAGGAAUACGUGGAACAUAUGGUGAAAGAGAAGAAGAAACAGCUGAAGAAAGAUGGGAAGCUAUUGGAGGUGGAGGAGGACGACCCGGAAAUGUACAAGCAGGCGGUGUACAAACAGACAAUGAAGCUCUUCGCCGAGCUGGAAAUCAAGAGGAAGGAAAGGGAAGCAAAGGACAUGCAUGAAAGGAAAAGGGCGAGAGAGGAGGAAAUUGAGACGGCAGAGAAAGCAAAGCGAGACAGAGAAUGGCAGAAAAACUUUGAGGAAACAAGAGACGGGCGCGUGGACAGCUGGAGGACCUUCCAGGCCAAAGGCAAGAAGAGCAAGGAGAAGAAGAACAGGUCCUUCCUCAAGCCCCCGAAAGUCAAGAUGGAGCAGAGGGAAUGAUGCUGUGAAACUGGACUUCACUAGAUUAAACCCCCCCUGCCUCACUUCUGUGUACUAUCUCCUCUUCGUCUGCAGUUAGCUGUGUAGUCGCCAUCAGGAUACUUGUUGUACAACCUCCUCAUCGUUUUGUACUUGGUUUUUCUAAUGUACAUAUUUGUGAUCUGGACCCAGGGAUCAUGCCUGGCUCGUGUAAGAAAGAUAAACGAUUCCUCUUCUAUUUCUUUAAACGAUGAGAAGUGUGGUUUGUUCAUAAUUUUUUGCUUUUUGUCCAUUGUUUUGUUUUUUAAAUAAAAUAAAGCUUGGUAUUAACAAGCUGACCUCACAAAGCUGAGCCUGCAUUGUGUCAUGAAGUAACAGGUGAAGCUGCUGUCAGGAGGCGUAACCGACAAGAGGUUUUACUAUAGAGGAUUUGGUUCUUACAGAUCAAUUUAUGAGCCCAUACAAUACUGAUCAGGUUUAUACACAUUCACACACUGCAGCAAAAGGGGAAAAUCUUUCAGGAUCAGCUACCUGUUCUUUCUUUUUUUUUGCAUUUAGUGUCGAUCUCCCCCCCGAGUAGUUCUGCAUGUUUUCAAAUUAUUCAGUGAAACACUGUCAAUAAAAACACAGAACACCCGACUGGUGUUUGUUGCAAUUUUUCUAUUUAUGUUUUGGGAAAACUGAAUAAAAUCAUUUUACCUGCCUA